This is a messenger RNA of Sclerotinia borealis F-4128, 636 nucleotides long. The record is from the annotation of a GenBank genome assembly. Lineage: Eukaryota; Fungi; Ascomycota; Leotiomycetes; Helotiales; Sclerotiniaceae.
AUGUCCACACUCGACUGCGAUUCCUCCACUUCACCACUUCCCAAACGUCAAAAGAUAUCGUCCUCGAUCUCCACAUCCACAUCCACAUCCACACCCACACCCACGCCCACGCCCGCAGCCACAGCCACUACUUCCCUCCAAGAGAAAAUGUCUUCCGGCACUCCCACCAUCACUCCAGCUCCCGCCACAAACGGCACCCUCAAAUCUUCCUCCCCACCACCCCUCCUCAUUAAAAAACUCUCUCCCCGCGCCCGUCUCCCCACUCGCGGCAGCGCUUUCGCCGCCGGAUACGACAUCUAUGCUGCCAAAGAGACGAUUGUGCCUGCCAAAGGAAAGGCAUUGGUAGAUACCGAUAUCAGUAUGGCUGUACCGGAUGGAACAUACGGCCGCAUAGCCCCACGUUCCGGCCUCGCCUCCAAACACAUGAUCGACACCGGCGCCGGCGUCAUCGACUCUGAUUACCGUGGCCAGGUCAAAGUACUCCUCUUUAACCACGGCGAGAAGGAUUUUGAGGUCAAGGAGGGUGACCGCGUAGCACAGUUGAUUUUGGAGAGGAUUUACACGCCCGAGGUAACGGAGGUGUUGGUUUUGGAGGAGAGCGUGAGGGGUGAGGGCGGGUUUGGAAGUACUGGUUAG